Molecule: messenger RNA, 797 nt
Organism: Paralichthys olivaceus (Japanese flounder)
Lineage: Eukaryota; Metazoa; Chordata; Actinopteri; Pleuronectiformes; Paralichthyidae
Source: RefSeq, a predicted model, not a curated record
AUCAUCCUCCACUUCAACUCCUCAGAUCAUGACUGACUUCGACAUGGUUUUGAAGUGCUGGGGUCCAGUGGAGGCAGACUACGCCAGCCAUGGAAACAUGGUUCUGACCCGUUUGUUCAAGGAGCACCCGGAGACUCAGGAGCUGUUCCCCAACUUUGUUGGCAUCCCUAAGGGGGACCUGGCCGGGAACGGAGCCGUUUCCACCCACGGCGCCACUGUGCUGAGGAAACUUGGUGACCUGCUGAAGGCCAAAGGAAACCACGCUACCAUCCUCAAACCUCUGGCCCACAGCCACGCUACCAAGCACAAGAUCCCCCUCAACAACUUCAGGCUGAUUACUGAGGUCAUUGUUCAAGUCAUGGCGGAGAAGGCCGGGCUGGAUGCAGCCGGGCAGCAGGCUCUGAGGAACGUGAUGGACAUCGUCAUCGCUGACAUUGAGGCAAACUACAAAGAGCUGGGCUACAUCGAAAAAUGAAAAUGAAUUUUGUCAUGUCGAGGUCAAAAGAAAAGACAAGAAAUAUUCUGCAUGCAAGUGCUUUUAAAGAAUAAAUGUAUAAUCUAUUUGAAUAAAUAAAUAAUAUGGCAUCACUAUAUAUUAGAGCUCCAGAUGUUGUCAGUUAAAAGUUCCAAAGAAGAUAAAAUGUAAUUUUGCACAACUGUAUUAGAUUGUGUUGCAUCGUCAAGGUUUACUGCUCUGUAAUACAUAUGGUUUUUAUCUGAACUCUGAUCUUGGACGUAAACAUCAAUAUUGGGUAAAGACUUAUCAAUUAAUACCAAUAAAACUCUUUGUUGUUCAA